Molecule: messenger RNA, 626 nt
Organism: Ilex paraguariensis (yerba mate)
Lineage: Eukaryota; Viridiplantae; Streptophyta; Magnoliopsida; Aquifoliales; Aquifoliaceae
Source: the annotation of a GenBank genome assembly
GAUUUCCUUUUUGGUUGAAGUAUGUGCCUGGCAUCGGCUUUAGAACAGAUAAUGAACCUUUCAAGGUCUCUCCCUCUCACUCACUGUGUGUGUGUGUGUGCGAUGGACAUUGUGAAGCCAACAAGAUAUAUGUUUUUGAUAAAGCCUUGACAUACUAAUUUGCAGAAACUUUUCUAUAAAUUUUUCCAUGAUUUUUUCAGUUAAUUGUUGGUGUUGCAGAUGGCAAUGCAGGGGUUCACCAAAACAAAUUGUCCAAAUGAUGAAGAAUGAAAAGUUAUUCGAGUCUCAAGGUGGCCCUAUCAUCCUCUCCCUCGUACAGCUUUAGGAUUGAGAAUGAGUAUGGGCUAGAAAGCAAGGCAUACGUUGCAGGUGGUUAUGCCUACAUGACUUGGGCUACAAAAAUGGGUGCUGAAUUGGAUACUGAGGUCCCAUGGCUUAUGUGCAAGGAGGACGAUGCCCCAGAUCCUGUGAUUUGUUACAUGGUCAUAGUUGCUCGGCUUUUAAAUCUUACUUUGGUUAUUCCAGAGCUAGAUAAGAGAUCCUUCUGGGCUGAUCCUAGUAUUCACUUAUUCAAACCAACUUGUGGUAAUCCAUGUGCAACAACUUUGAGGACAUUUUUGAUGUGA